Dibothriocephalus latus is the source of this 249-nucleotide messenger RNA. The record is from the annotation of a GenBank genome assembly. Lineage: Eukaryota; Metazoa; Platyhelminthes; Cestoda; Diphyllobothriidea; Diphyllobothriidae.
AUGUCGGCACAUGCGGUCAUAUGCGGAAAGAACUACCCCAAAGAACGCACUGCUUCCACAUCAAUAUUCAAGAACUAUCGCCGCCUCAUGGUUUCAAUGGCGAUCAAGUUCGGUGAGCGACCAAUAUGCCCGUCGAAAAAGGAUACCGGUAACAGCAAGGCAUAUGUGGACAUUGUGAAAGAUGCCUUUGGUUAUAAUGGCAGUCACAGGCGUCAAAUGGACAUUGUCAUUCUAUUACCAAUCAAAUGA